AUGACUUCUGUACGCGAAACUGAGUGUCCCUACACUACAUGGGAUGACAUGGUUCUACCCAUCGAUCAUUCGUGGAGCGACAUGGAAGAUGAUGAUAUACCACAGGAAUACACCGGAACUUCAAAGCGUAUCUGGUUUGGAAAGGAGGCUCAGGAAAUUGAGCGUCCCUAUACUUCAUGGGACGACAUAAUCCUGCCUACCGAGUAUUCCUGGAGCGAUUUGGAGAAGGAAUCGUCGAACAAUGAAAGCGAGCUUGAAUACAAAUUUGAGCUUGAAGACGAAACCGAAGAGGCCAAACUGGAAUGCCGACUAGAAGAGCUGAACGAGAGGCCGGCGCCAGAGUACGAUACCGAUGACGAUUGGUCGUCAGAUGAUGAAAGCGACUACGACUCCCACCGGGAACACGAGGAUUGGCGUGACGAGUUCUAUGACACCUGUCAUGAACACUUUGACGAUUGGCCGUCGUAUCAUCAGGAUUAA
Messenger RNA from Fusarium poae, 480 nucleotides. RefSeq lists its product as uncharacterized. Bases 1 to 480 code for a protein of 159 amino acids. Lineage: Eukaryota; Fungi; Ascomycota; Sordariomycetes; Hypocreales; Nectriaceae. The transcript has a single exon. The record is from RefSeq and is a predicted model, not a curated record.